Messenger RNA from Bombina bombina (fire-bellied toad), 1386 nucleotides. RefSeq names its product abhydrolase domain containing 13 (gene ABHD13). NCBI's taxonomy places the organism in Eukaryota, Metazoa, Chordata, Amphibia, Anura, Bombinatoridae. Bases 349 to 1362 code for a protein of 337 amino acids. Gene Ontology annotation, cellular component: membrane. The transcript is spliced from 3 exons. Gene Ontology annotation, molecular function: palmitoyl-(protein) hydrolase activity. The record is from RefSeq and is a predicted model, not a curated record.
GCUCUGAACCCGGAAGAGAAGCGGGAAGAUGCAGUGAGAAAACUAGCAGAAAGGGAUGGGAUGAGAGGCUGCGCGGAACCCCCAAGUCCCUGCCACGCGAGGAGCUCACUUAUUUCUGGAGCCCCUGCAGGAGCAGUUGUGGGCAACGUUAUUCUUGUGAUGCGUCACGCAGCUUGCUGGCAGGGAUAGGUUAUUCAUUCUGGACCCACAAUUGUUCUACUUUCUUGCAUUUGAUUAGCAUCUCCUAGAGGUUGAACGCCAUUGGAGUAAAGGGACAAAUUUACAACAUACUGAUUAUUUCUCAGUCAGGAUUCACACUGAAGAGCAAAACAAAUCUAGAAAGCCAUCAUGGAAAAGAAGUACUCUUUUAUUUGGGCAUUUACAGAACGGUGGUUGCUGGCAUUAGCAUCCUGGUCUUGGGGACUAUGCAGAAUUUGUCUACUGCCCUUAAUUUUAACUUUUAAUGUGUAUGGAGGUGUAAUUUUGCUUUUGUUAAUUUGUGUUUCCAUAGCCGGAAUUCUCUUUAAAUUUCAGGAUGUACUUCUUUAUUUCCCUGAACAACCUUCUUCUUCACGAAUUUAUGUUCCGAUGCCAACUGGAAUACCACAUGAAAAUAUAUUUAUUAAAACUAAAGAUGGCGUGCAUCUUAAUCUCAUUCUGUUAAGAUACACAGGCGAUAACUCAACCUUUACACCAACUAUUAUUUACUUUCAUGGUAAUGCAGGAAAUAUUGGACAUAGGUUGCCAAAUGCUUUGCUGAUGCUGGUAAACUUGAAAGUAAACUUGAUAUUAGUGGAUUAUAGAGGUUAUGGUAAAAGCGAUGGAGAGGCGAGUGAAGAAGGUCUUUAUCUUGACUCUGAAGCUGUUCUUGACUAUGUAAUGACAAGACCUGACAUAGAUAAAACCAAGAUUAUUCUAUUUGGACGGUCUUUAGGAGGAGCAGUUGCAAUCCAUUUAGCCUCUGAAAAUGCUCAUAGAAUUUCUGCUGUAAUGUUAGAAAACACAUUUCUUAGCAUUCCUCAUAUGGCUAGCACCUUGUUUUCAUUUCUCCCAAUGAGGUACCUUCCAUUAUGGUGCUACAAAAAUAAGUUCCUCUCUUACAGAAAAAUUUCCCUGUGUCGAAUGCCUUCAUUGUUCAUCUCGGGGCUUUCGGACCAGUUAAUCCCUCCAUUCAUGAUGAAGCAGUUGUACGAACUGUCCCCAUCUCGGACUAAAAGACUGGCAAUCUUUCCAGAUGGGACACACAAUGAUACAUGGCAGUGCCAAGGCUAUUUUGCUGCUCUUGAACAGUUUAUUAAAGAACUGACCAAUAAUCACUGUCCUGAGGAGAUUGGGAAAACAUCAAAUGUUACAAUAAUAUAAAAUCAUACAACUUCCUCCAUUGCA